This is a messenger RNA of Nelumbo nucifera (sacred lotus), 1896 nucleotides long. The record is from RefSeq and is a predicted model, not a curated record. Lineage: Eukaryota; Viridiplantae; Streptophyta; Magnoliopsida; Proteales; Nelumbonaceae.
AUGGCUUCAGAGUUUUAUGCUCUUCUUCAAAACAAUACGUGGAAAUUGGUUCCUUACAAUCCAAUUAUGAAUGUUGUUGGUUCUAAAUGGAUAUAUAAAAUCAAAAGGAAACUUAAUGGUUUGAUUGAGAGGUAUAAAGCAAGGUUGAAUGGCCAGUUGCAUGUCAAUGAUGGCGGGUUCUAUACUGCUAAAUCCGGCCAGGGUGCCGAUAGCAUCUAUGGUCUCUCCCUCUGCAGAGGCGAUGUUACACCUGAAGAUUGCCGGAAUUGCGUCAAGCUCACAACUGAAAAUAUCAUACAACUUUGUACCUACCAGAAAGAGGCUAUUAUAUGGUACGACCACUGCAUGCUAAGGUACUCAAACAGAAGUUUCUUUGGCGAUGUUGAAAUGUCACCGGAAUUCUUAAUGUAUAACAUCCAAAAUCGAUCCGAACUAGAAAAACCCGACAUCAGUGCUGAAUAUUUGAUAAACGGAUUGGUGAAAAUAGCAUCCAAGUCAUCUCGAUUCUUUGAAGCUGACGAUUAUAAUCCGCAGCUGAGUGAGACAAGAUACGGUCUUGUACAGUGCAGUAGAGAUCUUCGUGGCGAUGGAUGUGAUAAGUGUUUGAAUACAUUAUUGACCCAGAUAGACGACGAGGUUAAACGAAAGCGAGGGUGGCGUAUUCUUGCUCCAAGUUGCAAUUUAAGGUACGAGGGCUAUCUUUUCUACCGGCCACGGAAUGCUUUAACACCAGAAGCGCCGGCGGCAGUAGGCGAACGAAUUCCUGAGCCGCCUGAUCAGACCACUAAAGGAGGAAAGGAACAACAUAGCCAAGAAGAUUCAAUACUACUUCAGUUGCAGUCGGGAACCAUGUCUGAACUUUGGAAUGUAGAAGGAGAUAAAUCUCAUGAGGACUUCCCUUCAAUCCCUUUAAAUACUAUAAGGGUUGCUACAGACAACUUCUCCAAUAUAAAUAAGCUUGGGGAAGGUGGGUUUGGCCCGGUAUAUAAGGGUGUGUUAGGAGAUGGAAAGGAAAUUGCAGUAAAGAGACUAUCAAGGAAUUCUGGGCAAGGAUUAGAAGAGUUCAAAACUGAAGUUACUUUAAUUGCCAAAUUACAACACAAGAAUCUUGUGAGACUUUUGGGGUACUGCAUAAAUGUAGAGGAGAAGCUGCUAGUUUAUGAGUACAUGCCUAAUGCUAGCCUCGACAACUUUCUCUUUGAUCCAACCAGAGGAGAACAACUAGAUUGGAAAAGCCGGCUUCAUAUUAUAUGUGGAGUUGCAAGGGGCUUACUUUAUCUUCAUGAAGACUCUCGACUCAAAAUCAUUCACAGGGACUUAAAAGCUAGUAAUGUUUUGUUGGAUCAUGAGAUGAACCCAAAGAUAUCUGACUUUGGAAUGGCAAGGAUUUUUGGAGGAAACCAAAACCAAGCUAACACAAACAGAGUCGUCGGAACAUAUGGAUACAUGGCCCCUGAGUAUGCCAUGGAAGGUCUAUUUUCCACAAAAUCUGAUGUUUUCAGCUUUGGAGUUCUCCUGCUAGAGAUAGUAAGUGGGAAAAGGAACAGCGGCUUCCAUCUCUCAGAACACGGUCUCAGCCUUCUUGCAUAUGCAUGGAGACUGUGGUGUGAUGACAAAGGAUUGGAGUUGAUGGACCCAUUACUAGAGAAGUCAUGUGUGACAACUGAAGUGCAUAAAUGCAUUCAUAUAGGAUUAUCGUGUGUUCAAGAAGAUGCUGCAGACAGACCAAGCAUGUCCUCAGUUGUUGUUAUGUUGGCAACUGAUUCAAUAGUCCUUCCAAAACCUACACAGCCUGCAUUUUCUGUUGGACGAGUUCUGGUUAGAUCAGCUCAAUCUUCAACAAGUUACAGGAGUUGUAGCAAUGAGGUAACAAUUUCUAGUGUUUCACCACGAUGA